Messenger RNA from Aspergillus aculeatus ATCC 16872, 625 nucleotides. RefSeq names its product 60S ribosomal eL22 domain-containing protein. Bases 248 to 508 code for a protein of 86 amino acids. The transcript is spliced from 2 exons. Gene Ontology annotation, molecular function: structural constituent of ribosome; RNA binding. Lineage: Eukaryota; Fungi; Ascomycota; Eurotiomycetes; Eurotiales; Aspergillaceae. Gene Ontology annotation, biological process: cytoplasmic translation. Gene Ontology annotation, cellular component: ribosome. The record is from RefSeq and is a predicted model, not a curated record.
UAUCCCCCGAGAAAAUCCCCCCCCCCUACAGUCACAAUGGCUCCCGUUGCUGUAUGUUUCCUUUCCACAAAUCGCUUUGCUGUUCCCCCAUGAGAGUUCAUAUAUCCAUGAUUGUCUGGACAUGAUGGCGCUGGCGCUGGCGCUGGCGCUGGAAAAUUCCAGACGGAAAAGAAGAUUGAAAAAAAUCUCUGGGAUCGUGGAUACAUGAACCUCUCUUGGGAUUUCGCCAUCAUGGAGCAGUAGGCUAAUGGUUUUUUUCCCCCGACAACAGGCUCGUGGUCGCAAGGCCCAGAAGGUCACCCAGAAGUAUGUCAUCAACGCUUCCCAGCCCGUGAGCGACAAGAUCUUCGACCUCUCUGCUUUCGAGAAGUUCCUCCACGACCGCAUCAAGGUCGAGGGCCGUGUCGGCAACCUCGGCGACAAGGUCGUCAUCUCCCAGGCUGGUGAGGGCAAGAUCGAGGUUGUUGCCCACAUCCCCUUCUCUGGCCGCUACCUCAAGUACCUGUAAGUCUACCUUUCCGAAAGUUUAGGCGAGAGCGAAUCGCUGAUUCAGUCUUCUUCACCUCUCAACAGCACCAAGAAGUACCUCAAGAAGCAGCAGCUCCGUGACUGGCUCCGCGUCGUC